GAAUUCCCGUUUUAUUCCCUUCGCAACUUGAAGUAAGGCGAGUGUUGUAAGAUCGUAAUUUUCACGGAAAUCUCAAACUUAAAUAUGCUAGCUUUGUACUAUUUAGUAAGCACACUUCUCGCAGCGUCUAACGCCCAGGAUUGCGGCUGUAACAUGGAGUACGAUCCUAUUUGUGCGUCUGACAACCAAAUAUACCGAAAUCGGUGUCAUUUUCUCUGCGCUCAGGCCAAGGACGAUUCAUUGUACGCAGUAGCGAACAACGGAUGCAAGAAAACGUUUGAAUCUUAUCCAGGUGAGGUGUGUAUCUGCUCGCUGGGAUACAGCCCCGUUUGCGGCUCAGACGAACAGACUUACGCAAACCUUUGUGUGCUGAAAUGCCACCAAAGAACGAACAACUCUCUUAAAAUGGUAAAAGUAGGACCGUGCGAAAAUGGGUUAGCGGGCCCAGAACAUCACUGUCUCUGCAUGGAUGAGAACAUGCCAGUUUGUGGUACAGACGGUAUCACAUACCAAAACAAAUGCAGCCUACAAUGCACCAAAAUGACUAAUGGAGAUUUGGAAAUGCAUUACCGUGGGCCAUGCAGAAUUGUGAGGUUUCUAGGGAUGAACAAUAAAUACAACUACAGACGUUAAAUCUUAAUAAAAAAUUAAUUAUAAGGUUUAAUGCAAAUUUCCUCUACAACAAUUACAUUAUACAUUAAAUAAUAACAGCAUGUAAAAAAACUAUUAUUUAAUUGUAAAUAAAGACUGUUUUUAAAGAAA
Cimex lectularius (bed bug) is the source of this 762-nucleotide messenger RNA. Its product is annotated as thrombin inhibitor rhodniin-like. The coding region runs from base 85 to 633 and encodes 182 amino acids. Lineage: Eukaryota; Metazoa; Arthropoda; Insecta; Hemiptera; Cimicidae. The transcript has 7 exons. The record is from RefSeq and is a predicted model, not a curated record. Gene Ontology annotation, molecular function: serine-type endopeptidase inhibitor activity; protein binding.